AUGGCCGACGAUAUCGGAUACGAACUGGAGCCCGUCUUGGCCGAUCCCAUCGCCUCGGAUGCUAUCGACGACACCUUCCGAUCCGGCUCUAUCGACUUGAUUUCCGCGGCGUUGGGGGGCAAGGUACUGGGCUUCUCGGACCAAUGGUUCGCCGAUGCCACCAAUUUGCUCACCCCCACACCUCCCAUACGGCAGCCCGGCAAGAUGGUCUACACCGGUGCUUGGUACGACGGCUGGGAGACAAGGCGGCACAACCCAGAGCCUUUCGACUGGGUUGUUAUACGGCUCGGCGUUUCGUCGGGGACGGUGGAGGGAGUCGAAAUCGACACCGCAUUCUUCUCGGGCAACCACGCUCCGCUUAUCUCGGUCGAGGGCUGCUUCUCCUCGGACGACAGCGACGUUCUCUCUUGGAAGGGGGGUAAGGGGGGCUGGGAGACCAUCUUAGGUCCGAAAGAAUGCGGUCCUUCAAAAAGAUUUGGUUGGAAACUGGCCCACCCUACCACGAAGCAGUACACACAUGUGAGGCUGAACAUGUACCCGGACGGGGGCAUUGCGAGAUUCCGAUUGUUCGGACACGCCGUCCCUGUCUUUCCGGAGGAUACCGAAGCGAUUUUCGACCUCGCUGCCGCCCAGAAUGGCGGCGUGGCCGUGUCGUGCAGCGACCAGCACUUCGGCACCAAGGACAAUCUCAUCCUACCCGGCAGAGGGAAAGACAUGGGCGACGGUUGGGAGACGGCGCGGUCCAGGAGCAAGGGACACGUCGACUGGGCCAUCAUCCGCUUGGGCUCGCCGGCGCUCGUCCAAAGCUUCGUCGUCGACACGGCCUUUUUCAGAGGAAACUUCCCUCAGAAAGCGAGGCUCGAUGCCAUAGAUUGGCACGCCGGCGGGGAUCCGGGAGCGGAUGCAGAAGGUUGGGUCGAGGUCGUCGAGCCUAGUAAAUGUGGUCCUGACCAGGAACACACGUUCGACUCCGCGGUAAAGGACAAGCCGUUCACCCACGUAAAACUGACCAUCAUCCCCGACGGAGGCGUGAAACGGCUACGCCCGCCCCAGGGGCAGAAACCAAGACCUCUCCCACCCGACCUCCCCAAGUCCCUAGACGACCGCAGGGUCGUGUCGGCAGAGCUAGUCCCCGAGACGGAGAUGUACGAUGGCUGGCAAGGUCAAUCGCAGUUCCUGACCACCCCGAUGCUCGCGAAGCCCCUCCAGUUCAGCAACCUAACGCUGAACGACCCCGACUACGACGACGAAGACCUCACAAAGGGCGUCCCCGACAGCGACACGCGGCUAAUGCAGAUGCUCGCUGCGCAAGCACAACAUCAAGGGGGGGGGUCCUUGGAUGACGUAGACGCCAUCGCGGCAGAUGACCUGCUGUCGGACAGAGAGAGAGGGACCAUGCUGCAGAAGGCUUUAAUCAUGUCCGCUAGCAACGGUGAUGUAGACCAUGUCAAGAAGAUACUCGACGGCAAGGCCCGGCCCUUUGUGGAUAUAAAUGCUCCCGACGAAGAUGGGACGCCGGCAUUGGUCUAUGCAAGCUGCUUUGGCCACGAACCGGUGGUACAAGCCCUCGUCGAUGCCGGCGUUGAUGUGGACAAGCAAGACCGGAACAAUUGGAGCCCUUUGAUGUGGGCAAUGACGAAUCGACAUAAGGGAAUCGCAAAGAUCUUGUUGGACAACGGGGCAUCCCCAGAGGCGAGGACGUCGUCGGGAAGGACCGCCUUCGACUUCGUCCCACCCGAUAGCGAUAUGUCAUUCUACCUACAUGACAACGGCUACAGUAUCGGCAAUGCCGGGGUGACAGACGAUUUCUAUAAUCCCGGCUUCUCCCAGGAUCGGUUCGAAGAAGAGAUGGCUGAGAAUGAGAUACGGCGGCGGAUGAUGAUGGACAGCGCCCGAGAUCUCGAGGUUGACUUGGGCAACAUGGGGAUCAACGACCAGCCUGAGCCUAUGGACGAAUUCGAGGAUUUGCAGGAAUUCGAUUGGGGCCGAUGUUUGCACGACCAGAUGUUCGUGUUUCAGGAGAGCGACCUGGAUAGAAUUCUCGAUAUCGUCGUCACCAACAUGCAGCCUCAGCGAUCGCCAUCUCAGAAGCCUGUCCCUGCGAACAUGAUCUUUCUCAGUGCGCGAUACGCCCACUACCAUUCCAGCCACGAUUUGCUGGAAAAAUUGCUAGUGACCGCUCAGGACAAAAUCAACGACGUUGUCGAAGCUCACCAGUGGGAUAUGACGAUCCUGGCAUUCUGGAUGUCGAAUGCGACCCUAUUGCUACACUAUCUCAAGAAGGAUGCCGGCUUGGUCGAGGCGACAACCGAGUUCCAAGCACAGCUUUCAGAGCUCAUCAACGAGAUCUUCAUUUUAAUUGUCCGAGACGCAGAAAGACGGCUAGACAAGGUACUAGAUUCUGCGAUGCUCGACCACGAGACCAUCCCCGGACUCAGCGACGUCACCUUUCAGCACGAGUGGAAGAUCUUUAAGAGGAAGAAGGAGGUGAAGGAGGAGCCCCUCGAGAAGCGGUUUCGACCCCCUUCUCCGAAGCAGCGGGCUAAGCCGGCUCCCCGCAACGUGACAUCCCUCCUAUCAUCCACUUUAUUCGUUCUCGACCUGUAUGACAUCCACUCGGUCAUCACAUCGCAGAUAAUAUCGCAGCUCAUGUAUUGGUUGGGCGCUGAACUUUUCAACCGAAUCAUGAAUAAUCGAAAGUAUCUCGCCAGGACCAAGGCGAUGCAGAUCAGGAUGAACGUUUCAGUCCUCGAAGACUGGGCUAGAGCCAACAAUCGCCAGCCUGAGCAUUACGAACACGGGGAGACGAGCUCGUCUGGCGAAACGACGAUGGAGGCGGCGCGGCGCCACCUAGCCCCGGUUGUUCAGCUCCUUCAGUGGCUCCAGUGUUUCUCGUCGCUAGACCCAGAUGACCUAGAGGCUUUGAUCGGAACUCUCCAACAGCUUAAGCGGUUAAAUGCGCUGCAGUUGAUUUACGCUGCCAAAAAUUAUCGGCCGGAGGUUGGCGAGAAGAGCCUACCUAAAAGCGCCAUGAAGUAUCUCGAUGCCAUCCAGAAAGAGGCCGCCCUGCGAAGGGAUCGCAGAAGAACAAUGUCCCCCUCGGUGCCAGGUAGCACGCCAUCCACGCCCAUCCGGAGUACCCACGACGGAUAUAACGCGGAGACGCCCGGCAGCGUGCGAGGCACGCCAAAUGCGGACCUAGAUGACGAUGACGAUGAUGUGCCAGACGGGAUCAAUCUCGACCCCUCGAUGAUGCUGCCGUUUACCCUCCCUUCCGUCACAGACAUGCUCGUGUCAUACGGCGCCGGAUUCGGAGGGAUGAAUCGGGAGCGAGAGAGGAAGUACAUACCAUCAAUCCCGCCAGAGUUUCUCGACAAGCUGGAGGUAAGCGGCAACUCAACCCGGCCGAUGUUUGGCGAGAAGGACUGGGAAAACGAGGAAGUGUGA
Molecule: messenger RNA, 3447 nt
Organism: Durotheca rogersii
Lineage: Eukaryota; Fungi; Ascomycota; Sordariomycetes; Xylariales; Xylariaceae
Exons: 6
Coding region: 1-3447 (1148 amino acids)
Biological process (GO): allantoin catabolic process
Molecular function (GO): GTPase binding; allantoicase activity
Source: RefSeq, a predicted model, not a curated record